Magallana angulata is the source of this 6885-nucleotide messenger RNA. Its product is annotated as protein jagged-1b-like. The transcript has 22 exons. Gene Ontology annotation, molecular function: Notch binding; calcium ion binding. Gene Ontology annotation, cellular component: protein-containing complex; plasma membrane. The record is from RefSeq and is a predicted model, not a curated record. Gene Ontology annotation, biological process: multicellular organism development; establishment or maintenance of epithelial cell apical/basal polarity; cell communication. The coding region runs from base 633 to 4343 and encodes 1236 amino acids. Lineage: Eukaryota; Metazoa; Mollusca; Bivalvia; Ostreida; Ostreidae.
UAAGUCCAGCACGAGCUUUCGCGUGAGUACCGCGCGUGCUUUACAUGAAGGCUUGACGAAUAUAUAGCUGGCUCAUCCGACUUAGUUACGGGCCGUUUUGUGCAUUGUGAGAGCGAAUUUUGAAAAGAACACCAGAAAACGAGUUAACUAAUCGGGGAUCGCCAAACUGAACUUGCAAAAGUUUGUUAUGAAAAAAUACAGAUGAUCACUGAAUAGUUCGGUGGAUUUAUACACCAGCGUACGCAUGAGUGAGAGCGACGUAGUGAGGGCCUCACGCGCGACCAACGAAAUCUCGGACCAAUAGUUCCCCGAUGGUGUAACCUAAUCGCGGCACUUUAAAUUAAAUGGAAGCGCAUCUCGAGCAAUGAGCGGAUUUAAGUGCAUCUGAAGAAUUUAUAGAAAUUUCUUCAGUUUCCACAAUAUUUCAUUUUGUCAUUCUUGAAGUGAGGUGAAAGGAUUUAAUUGCGAUGUUUGUUAAAAGAGGAAUAUAAUUUUUUAAUGUAUUCUUAUACAGAAUAUUUAUGAAAAUUUUAGAGUUGGAUCUGCGAUUUUGGUAUUACCUUUAGGAAUGGUUUUGGAAGAUGUCUGCAGCAAAAAGAAUUUCCUUCGAUCAUUAGUUUUGAGGAAAAAAUAUGCUGGUGUUGUGUUUGAGUGUUCUUCUUAUGACAGUUUUGGAAUACACAUCUGGAUCUGGCUAUUUUGAAAUCCAAAUUACCGCAAUCCAGAACCCCAGGGGUGAGGUAUUGAAUGGUACCUGUUGCGAUGGGCUGCGGAAUUUGAACGGCUCUUGCAGUGAUGAGUGUGAUACUUUUUUCCGGGUUUGUUUGAAGGAGUAUCAAAGUCGGGUAACCUUUGAUGGUUCCUGUACUUUUGGAAACAAGACCAGUCCCAUUUUGGGAGGAAACACUUUUACCUACCCCCCUGAUUACAACCGGACCAGAUUAAAAUUACCUUUUGACUUUGCUUGGACGAGGUCCUAUACCCUUAUUCUGGAAGCCUGGGACCAAGAUACAAUGGCUUAUGGUGGUCAAUUGAUCGAGCGGGCUGCCCACUCUGGCAUCAUUCUGCCCGGUCAGGACUGGCACACCAUCACCCACAACGGUCCAACAGCCAGCCUCAUAUACAGAAUCCGCGUGGUGUGUGAUGACCAUUACUACAACACAACCUGCACCAAAUUCUGUCGCCCUCGGAAUGACCACUUUGGACAUUACACCUGUGAUAGAAAUGGAGACAAGGUCUGCAUGCAAGGUUGGAUGGGAAACAACUGUGAAAAAGCCAUAUGCAAGACUGGGUGCAGCCACGGGUCAUGUGAUUCUCCAGGGGAGUGCAGGUGCUCUUAUGGAUGGCAAGGUGCUCUGUGUGACCAGUGUAUCCCCUACCCAGGCUGUAAGCAUGGAUCCUGUAACGGCUCACCCUGGAGCUGUGACUGUGACAUGAACUGGGGAGGAAUUCUGUGUGACAAAGAUCUGAAUUAUUGUGGCCGACAUCAUCCAUGUUUGAAUGGUGGGAUCUGUAAGAACACAGCUCCUGACAGUUAUGAAUGCACCUGCUAUGAAGGUUUCUCUGGUGUUAACUGUGAAAUUGCUGAGCAUGCAUGUUCCACCAAGCCAUGUAAGAAUGGAGCUAGCUGUAUUGACACGAUGGGUGGGUUCAUCUGUACGUGUGCCCCGGGCUGGACUGGGGCAUUCUGUGAGGGAUACGUCAAUGAGUGUGCAUCAGAUCCGUGUCUCCAUGGGGGCACAUGCGUGGACGGCAUCAACAGCUAUAGGUGCCUGUGUCCCCCAGGCUGGGGCGGGGCUCACUGUCAGCUGGACUCGGACGAGUGCAGCGGUAGUCCCUGUGUGAAUGCCCACUCCUGCCAGGAUCUUCAGGGAGGAUACAAGUGUCACUGUCAGACUGGAUGGACAGGGAAGAACUGCGACAUCAACAUAAACGAUUGCCAUCAUCAAUGUCAAAACGGAGGACACUGUGUGGACUUGGUAAAUUCCUACCAUUGUGCGUGCAUGCCGGGUUAUACUGGUCGGCACUGCGAGACAGAAAUCUGUGAAUGCUGCAGCUCCCCUUGUCAGAAUGGGGCCACGUGUCACGAACAGGUAGCAGGCUACACCUGUGAAUGCCAGGUUGGCUAUACCGGAUUCAACUGCCAGGUUGAUGUUGACCCAUGUCAUCCCAACCCUUGCCUGAAUGGAGCCAGUUGUUUCAAUGUACAAGGUGACUACUACUGUCACUGCUCUGACCACUGGGAGGGGCGACAUUGUGAGAACACAAAGUCAACCUGUAUGUCAGGGUCAUGUCAAGUGAUAGACAGUUGCACCAUCGCCCUGCAGUCUAAUCACACGGAGACGGGCGGGGUACAGCUCAUCUCCUCCAAUGUGUGUGGGAAACAUGGCAUGUGCAUUAGUAAACCUGAUGGGGGUUUCACUUGUGCAUGUGAUCUCGGUUUCACUGGGGCAUAUUGCCAAGAGAAUGUGAAUGAUUGUAAAGAGAACCCCUGUCUUAAUGGUGGCACCUGCAUUGAUGGCAUCAACAACUACCAGUGUAUCUGCAAGGAGGGAUGGGAAGGAGUCCACUGUAACAUAAAUAGGAACGAGUGUUCACCAAAUCCUUGUCGUAACGGUGGCUUCUGCAUUGAUCUGGUGGCCGACUUUGUCUGUGAAUGUGUCAAUCACUGGAAGGGCAAGACAUGCACCCUCAGAGAUUCUCAAUGUGACCGAGACACUUGUAAGAAUGGGGGCACCUGCAGUGACCUUGGGGACACUUUCACCUGUAACUGUCCAAAGAAAUUUGAAGGCAGCACUUGUCAGCUUUCCUCAGUGAAAGCCUGUGAUUCCUCCCCCUGUCACAAUGGAGGGACUUGUGUGAACAGUGGUGAUAGCUUUACAUGUAUUUGUAAGGAUGGUUAUGAAGGACCAUUGUGUGAAGCUGACAUCAACAACUGUAACCCUUUUCCAUGUUACAAUGGUGGUCGCUGCAUUGAUGGCAUCAACUGGUAUAGGUGUGAGUGUGCAAAAGGCUUUGCUGGACCAGACUGUCGAGUCAAUAUUAAUGAGUGUGCCUCCUCGCCAUGUACUUUUGGAAGCACCUGUAUUGAUGGUAUAGGCGAGUACAAAUGUAUCUGCCCACCUGGUCGUACAGGGAGGAAAUGUGAGGAGGUGGUAGGGCAGAUCCCCUCCCCACUCUCCUGUGAGUUCAACCGAAGAAUCUACUCAGAUCAAACCACUUGGGAACAUGAAUGCAAUUCCUGCACUUGUACAAAUGGUGCCAUCAAAUGCAGUAAAAUUUGGUGUGGACCUAAAAACUGCAUCUCGCAUCAGAAUAUAACAGAAUCAUUAGAAGUAUGUAGUCCUAAGCAGUCCUGUGUGGUGGAGACAGAGCACAACUGCUUUGUCCCUCCUUGUCUCCCCUGGGGUCAGUGCAAGGACAUUGACAAGGUCAAUGACCCUCUCCCCCACAGCAUCAACACAAACUGUGUUCCCAAUGCAGCAGAACUUGGCAACAACUGUGCCAAAAUCACUCUAAUCUUUGAACUCAAGAAAAUGCCUGUGGGCAUUACCGUGGAAUUUAUCUGCGACACUCUCCGACAGUUUCCUGUCCUACAAGACUUGUCACAUGAUCAAGAUAUCUACAUUCUAUGUGAAGUCCAGUCUGGUCAUCCAGACACUUUAGAAGUGCUAAUAUCAUCCGAAAGCACUUCAGUAAAAUCUGAUGAACUGGACCCAGAGUUGAAGUCUGCGGUCCACAAGCUGACCAGUAUUAUCAGCCACAAAAAGUCCAACAGCAGUGCCCUGUCUGCUGUAAUUGAGGUCACCGUGGAGACCAUUGUCACCAACUCUGCCCAAAAGUCAGAGGCAGGGCUGCUUAUUCCAGUCAUCUGUUCUGUGAUUGGAGUAGUAGGACUUCUAGUUAUAAUUGUGCUAUUUGUGUGUCAUUUUCGUCGUAAGAAAGAAAUCGCAAGGAGGCGAGCAGAGGCACAAUAUGUUGAACAAAAAACAAACAAUGAAAAUGAAGAGAAUCUUAGACGAUACAAAAAUCCAUUGUAUGCUGGAACGGAUAAAGGCGGAGGGACGAGGAAAGUGUCUGCAUCUGAGUUUCAUGAAGUGGAUUUAGAUAAAUUUGAAAACUUAGAAAAGAGUCCGACAAGGUUACUCAGUGGGCGAUCAGAUUCGCCGAACGAUUCCAAUGAUUGGAAUAAUUCUAGUCCUCCAACAAAAACUGUCAAAAAAGACAUCAAUAUUGAAUUAUCACGAUCCAGAGCUCGCGUAAGGGCCGCGGAAAGAGAGCUCAUAGAAAUCUCUCGGACUAUUGCUGCUGACUUACGGUCUGAAAAUGAGGUCAUGGUGUGACCUUUGACCUAGAAAGCAGAUGACUAAGUCAUUAAUCCCAAAUGUUUUGAUGUAACUUUGUUUAUAUUUGUGAGUUUUAGCAGUAGAUGAUUGAUCUCAAUUUUUUUCUCUACUCUGUGCCAUGCCUUGAACCUUUAAUAGCUGAUGUCAACACAUGACUUGCAUGCAUCCCAGAGGCCACCUCUCGGGGUUCAUUUUUUAAAUGAUAACUGCUUAUAUAUCUGUCUAAUGUUAUGGUCAAUGUUGUUUGCCAUUUCCCUUUCACAGACAAACACAAAUGCUCAUUCUGUAUGUCCGUCCCAUCAGGAAAUGCUCCAAUUCUGGUCCAAGCAUUUACUUCUGAUUAAGAAAAUAUGAAAGGACUAUAUAUGAUAUGGGCCUAAAAUGGCCCCCUAAAAUGAACAUUAUCAUUUUACUGUAAUUCUUUGAUUUUUUAGUUCAGAUAUACAUGUGAUGUGUUUACAUAAUAUUCAUUUUGAUUCAAGUGCCCACAAUAUAGAAAUAUGACAUCGUAAAGACAACCUUUUCCCGCCAUUUUUGCAUUUUUAGCAUAAAACAGCUUGUUUUCAAGCUGUUUUUCUUUCGUAAGACAUAAAGCACAUGCUUGAACAAACAAAAUAUUUUAAUCAGAUAUGUAUCUAGCCAAGACUAAUAAGUGACAAAAUUUUUUAUCUUGUUCAAGCAUGCGCUCUAUGUUUCCCAUUCGUAAAAAGAUAAGACAAAUGUCAAUUUUUAACUGAUUUUGAUUGAAUUCUAAAAAUAGCAUCACUUCUGACUUCAUAUACUGCCAGUGAGUGUAAAUAAAUCAAAUAAAUAUAUGAAAAAUAUAUUUUUAUCAACUCUUCUAAAAAAUAAGUUAACUUUUUAGUGUACCCGAAACACUUCAAAAAUGGCAAAUUAUUGGGGCCAAAUUUAACUCAUAUCAUAUAAUGUUCUUUCUGUCCGUACUUAAUACAUGUAUGAUGACUGAAAGUAAACAAAAAUUCCAAGGGCUAGAAACAUUCUUUACCUUAGGCAAAUUUGGAUAUCUAUUUUAAACCUUUUAUUUAAAUAUAUCUUUUGAAACAUUAAUACUUUUUAAAUUUCUUUAGUUGUCAGUAUUCUUGAGAUUUGAAAAUGUUUUUACUUGCAUGUAGGGGUUAUUAUCAAAACAAAUAAAUUUUCUCUCCCCUUCCUCUAAUUUAUUAUUCUGUAAUUCAUAUGAGAGAUAUAAAAAAAUAGCAAGAUUGGCAUGGCACAACAUCCAAAACUCAGGUAAAUUAUUACUCUAAUCAAAUUACUACAAGCAAGUCCUGUCAACCAAUUUUACAUGAUAACACACACAAUAUACAAUCCACUUUCUACCUUUGAUACAGUAUUUACCUACCAAUCUGACCACUUUUAUUCUCCCAGGAACAAGAGAUCUUAGAGCUAGACAUCUGCUGCUGAGCUAAGAAAAGGCAGCAGACUUUUACGCUUCAUCUCUUUACUCCAUUUUGAAUACAUCCCGGCGUUACUGCUGAUGCAUUUUCAUAGGGCAAUCAUGCAACAACCAUUCUUUUAGUAUUUUUUUUAAAAAUUGUUUACGCCUCAUCCCAAACAAUCCAGUACUUACACUGUGUAUCAUUUCAAUACUGAAGCAAUCCAUUGUAUUACUAUUAUUCAUCAUGGACAUUCACGUUUAUAAUUGGAGAAGAAAAAUAUGGUAAUAAAGCCUCCUUAUAGGGGAUGUGCUUUACACGUAGCUGAAAAAAAUAUUUUUGAAGUAACUGAUUGUUGGAAGCUUGCAGGUACCUGUAUUAAAUUUGGUUUGGUCCCUAAAUACACCUUUGAUGUCAAGGGUGUUUAUUGUCUUUACACACCUUUACACAGUUUUAAACCUCAUCCAUAAUCAGGCCACCCUCCUGUGAAAUUAUUCUUCAUGUGCAUUUCUGAAGUACAAGGAGGUACAGCAAAACCAAUCAUGUUUACAAACGUCUAUAUUUACUUGAAGCUCAAAAGUCACAAAAUAGUGCUGUGUUUAUGUCACUUUUUUUGAAGCUUAUAAAUUAAUUUACACCAUGCAACAUGUUUAUUUAUAAUUACUUUUUCAGCUUUGACACUAUUGCAUAAAUCCGUUUUAUACUUACAUGUAUUACAAAUGUUAACCCCAUGUGGGUCUCAUGCAUGUAAAUAGGGGCUUUCCAACCGUGUUGAAAAGACACAUACUUGUGCAAUUCUUUGUUGUUUUAAUUGUGAUAAAUCUUUCCAUUCAUCCAUGUAUUUAGAUAGUGAUGUCAUUGAUGUUACAAAAACUGUCACAAGAAGAUACCGCAUAUUGAUAAUCACAUUAUAACAUAUAAACUUAUAUUUAAUGUCAUUAUUUAACUAAUUCAUUGAAUAAUGAUGUCCAUUUUCUUGUGACAUUUUUUCGGUGUCAUUUUUAAUUUUGAAAAAAUGAAUAUUGUAUGUAAGCUGCAUGUAUGUGACAAUAAAUGUCAAAAACAGAAUAAAAUAUGUGGUUUAAAAUACAAAAAGUUUUAUUAAAUAGCCAACAGAAAUGGUAAUAAAGUAUUAAAUGGUU